Tripterygium wilfordii is the source of this 1864-nucleotide messenger RNA. Its product is annotated as palmitoyl-acyl carrier protein thioesterase, chloroplastic-like. Bases 280 to 1536 code for a protein of 418 amino acids. Gene Ontology annotation, biological process: fatty acid biosynthetic process. The transcript is spliced from 9 exons. The record is from RefSeq and is a predicted model, not a curated record. NCBI's taxonomy places the organism in Eukaryota, Viridiplantae, Streptophyta, Magnoliopsida, Celastrales, Celastraceae. Gene Ontology annotation, molecular function: acyl carrier activity; fatty acyl-[ACP] hydrolase activity.
UCUAAUCUCUCUCAUUCAAUAUUUAAACAAUAACAAUAAACAGAAGAAAAACCGGAACGGCUAGGAGAGGAAGAAAAUAAGGGAGAGAGGGAGUUUUUGAAUUUUGUUCUGUGACGAGUUUUUGACAUUUCUCUCUCACCGAGAGAUAUGUUGGUGUCUGGUGAGAUUUGCUGAGUAUUCCUUGUUAUCUUCACUAUAAAUUGUCAUUUGAGAAGAAGACAUUUGAAGAAAUUUACUUAAGUCAGUACUCUGACCAACACGUUUGCAAUUUAUUUCAUCAUGGUUGUUACUGCUGCUACUGCGUCAUUCUUCCCCGCUGCUUCUCCAUCUGCCGAAUCCACUGCAAAGUCUGCCAAGCUUGGUGCUCCCAAUUUGGGAGGAAUCAAGUCAAAGUCUGUUUCAGGUGGUGGUCUGAAAGUCAAGGCAAACGCCAAAGCUCCUUCUAAACUAAAUGGUACCCCAGUUGGCUUGACAUCUCCUGCAGAAAGAGUGAAGAAUGUGAACAGUGUUCCAUCACCAGCACCUAGAACAUUUAUCAACCAGUUACCUGAUUGGAGCAUGCUUCUUGCUGCUAUCACAACCAUAUUGCUGGCAGCAGAGAAGCAGUGGAUGAUGCUUGACUGGAAGCCAAGGCGGCCUGAUAUGCUAAUCGAUCCUUUUGGCUUAGGUAAAAUUGUUCUGGAUGGUCUUGUAUUUCGGCAGAACUUCUCGAUCAGAUCAUAUGAAAUUGGUGCUGAUCGUACGGCAUCCAUAGAGACGUUAAUGAAUCAUUUACAGGAAACGGCCCUCAAUCAUGCUAAGAGUGUAGGUCUUCUUGGUGAUGGGUUUGGUUCCUCCCCAGAGAUGAGCAAAAGAAACCUGAUAUGGGUGGUCACUAGAAUGCAGGUUCUUGUAGAUCGUUAUCCUAUGUGGGGUGAUGAUGUUCAAGUAUAUACUUGGGUGAGUGCAUCAGCAAAAAUUGGUAUGCGUCGUGAUUGGCUUGUUUGCGAUGGAAAAACUGGUGAAACUCUAGCUCGAGCUUCCAGUGUUUGGGUGCUGAUGAAUAAACUGACAAGGAGAUUAUCCAAGAUUCCAGAAGAAGUUAGAGGGGAAAUUGAGCCUCGUUUUUUGAAUAGUGAUCCUGUUGUUGAUGAGGACAACAGAAAACUACCAAAACUUGAUGACAAUACGGCGGAUAUUGUCCGUGGAGGUUUAACACCUAGAUGGAGCGAUUUAGAUAUCAACCAGCAUGUUAACAAUGUGAAGUACAUUGGCUGGAUCCUUGAGAGCACUCCACCGCCAAUCCUUGAGAGUCACGAGCUUUCUUCCUUGACUCUAGAAUACAGGAGGGAAUGUGGAAGGGACAGUGUGCUGCAGUCCCUAACAGCUGUUUCUGGUGCUUCCAUAGGAAAUUUGGGAAAUGCUGGUGAUAUUGAGUGCGAGCACUUGCUUCGCCUUGAGAAGGGAGCUGAGAUUGUGAGGGGAAGGACUGAAUGGAGGCCCAAACAUGCCAAAGACUUUGGCAUUGUGGGUCAUGUUCCAGCAGAGAAUGACUAGGAGUAUCAAAUUCUUUGCAGAAAGCUGGAAUGAAAUGCAGGUGUACUGCAGCGUUGAUUUUGGCACUUUGGACCACAUAGAUUCUCUGUUCCAAGGCCUUCAACAAAAUCUAGUGGAAAUAACCAAAGCCACAAGAAAAGACUAGUUGACUCUUUAGUUCAGAUUCAUAUGUUGAUGACAAUGGAGGGUGCAUAACAACCCAGGUGGUGAUAUGGUUUCAUUUUUAUUUUGUUGACAAACAUCACUUUCAGGAACAAAAAAUUUAAUCUCCUUCUUCAUGCCCCGCCAAUAAAACCCUCUUUUUAGCUUGUGAUAAGUGUUUAUGACA